Trypanosoma rangeli is the source of this 1587-nucleotide messenger RNA. RefSeq lists its product as uncharacterized. The coding region runs from base 1 to 1587 and encodes 528 amino acids. The record is from RefSeq and is a predicted model, not a curated record. Gene Ontology annotation, biological process: transport. The transcript has a single exon. Gene Ontology annotation, molecular function: transporter activity. NCBI's taxonomy places the organism in Eukaryota, Euglenozoa, Kinetoplastea, Trypanosomatida, Trypanosomatidae.
AUGACAGGCGGAGAGGCGUCACACACCGGCGGCGGUGAAUUGCCAACUGGUGAGAUUAGAGGGAUUGACAUGCGAUGGGUGCUAAAUCCCAAUGUAACGUACGCAGCAGGCGUGUGCGUUACUGUCGCCUGCAUUGUGUCAUUUAUUGACUUGCGUGAUCACGUGGCCAGAUUUGACUAUCCUCAGCUGCAGGUUUUGGUGCUUCGCAUUAUUGCAAUGAUUCCUAUCUAUGGUCUUUUCUCCUUGUUGUCCGUGGUGCUGCUGGAUAUGCGUUUUUUCCUUGAGACAAUUCGCGACACGUACGAGAGUUUUGUGCUGUACAUGUUCUUUAUUUUGUUGCUGAAAUACUGCGGUGGGGAGGGCCAAUUACUGCGGUCGCUAAAGGCAAAACGCUACAAGGGGGUUCACUUAUUCCCGAUCUGUUGUUUGCCCACGUACCCGCUAGACACUGCCUUUUAUCUCCGUUGCAAGCGUUGGGUGUUACAAUGCGCUCUCAUCAAACCGUUAUGCUCCUUCCUUGCGAUGCUGCUGAAUCCACUGGGGUUUUACAACGAGGGCGCCUUUACCCUUAACAACGCGUACACGUACAUUUCCAUUGUCAUCAAUAUUAGUCUCACGAUGUCGCUAUACUACCUGGUACUCUUUGAGGUGGAGCUGGAGAAGGAGCUGCACUACGCCAAGCCGUUUCUCAAGUUCCUUUGUAUUAAGACCAUCAUCUUCUUUAGCUUCUGGCAGAGUGUUAUGGUGAACAUUUUGCUGAAACUGAAACUGCUCUACACGGGGGACACCGAUCAUGAGCGAGAGACUGUCAGCGCAGCCAUUCAGGACUUGCUCAUGUGUUUUGAAACACUGCCUGUAGCUUUAAUGCAUCGCGCGGCCUUUGGUCGCAGAAAACUCGAUGAGGAGAUGGCUGUGGUUCCCAUGUACAUGAAGGACGAUAAUAACCGCAGCAUUCGAAGCAACAUUGACACCGCCCUCAAUAUUAAUGACGUGGUUGAAGACACCAUUGCUACAAUCUUCUAUCAACGUGGAAAGCUCGUUGAUCAAGAGAACGCUGAGGACGACAACGCCGAGGAAAAUGCGCAGAAUAACACCUCCAAAAAACGAGGUGGAGCUGUAACAGCCACAACUGGAACUGAAGACGGGUUUGGCGAGGCGGUGGUGGCAUACGGCCGCGAUCCAACGAUUGAGGAACUUGUGCACCACGCCAUUGCCUCAGACUACGGUGUGCGGGCGGACGGCUUGCUGCAUUACGAUGAGGACAGCGACAGGGAUGAGCGGAAUCGUGACAUGAACUUUACUGACACAGAUGUCAUUAUGCGUCGCACACGGCACGAAGAGGUCAGCGAGGCUGUGAAGGUGGACACCGAUGUUUUGCAGAGCCACCAGGUGCAAUUGCAAACAAAUACUCCGCAGAUUUAUUGUGUCGUGUGUGGGCGCUUUGAUCGCGAGAUGACCCGUCGUAAGAAUGGGUACAAGUGCAAGGAAUGUGUUGGGGUGAAGAGUAAGGUGGUGCUACGCACCUACCAACAAGAAGUGCUGGAGCAGGCAACGGGCGCUUCUCGCGGGACCAAGUCAGCCACCUGA